Fusarium graminearum PH-1 is the source of this 849-nucleotide messenger RNA. RefSeq lists its product as uncharacterized. NCBI's taxonomy places the organism in Eukaryota, Fungi, Ascomycota, Sordariomycetes, Hypocreales, Nectriaceae. The coding region runs from base 1 to 849 and encodes 282 amino acids. The transcript has 2 exons. The record is from RefSeq and is a predicted model, not a curated record.
AUGCCUCGCGACUCUAGCCCCCAGGCCGACCCUGCCCUCGAUACCCCCGUGCGGCAGACACGUGCCCGCUCAAAGCUCACCAAUGCUUCUCCUCUGAUGCGAGGUCUUGACCACCGGGGACGUCCCCAGGGUCCCCUCAUCGAAAAGCCCAAGCCCAAGCCCAAGCCCAAGCCCAAGCCCAAGCCCAAGCCUAAGGCCAAGCCCGAGCCCAAGGUCGCCCCCAAAUCGAAAGGCAGUCUAAAGCCGGCCAUUAAGAAGGCCAGCAACAAACUCAGGAGGAAGCAGAAGGUCGCUUUCCGAGCCCAAGCCAGUCAUGUUUCUGACAACGAGUCUGAAAACAGUCCAGUUGAGGAGGAGGAGGACGACGACGCACAGGAUGCUGCAGACAAUGAUGACGACAACUCGAAUGAUGCACCUCCUGCUCAGAACAAUGAUGAUCAGGUUCCAGAUGAAGAGGAUUCUGAAAUGUCAGAUGCCCUUGAUUCCCCUGAUUCAGACGAUUCUGAACCGCCAAGCCCAACUCAAAACCCUGAGGACGGCACCAAUGAUGAUUCCCCCGAGUCUUCCACUUCGCCCGAGAACAACAACAACUCUGGGUUGCCUGAUGCCCCCGAUGCCCCUGCUCCCACCCCUACAGCCAACCAAGGUGAUGACAGUGGUAACGCUCCCGUUGACGGAGACAACGCAGACCCCGUUGAGCAUGUCUCUGAUCCCGAAGAGUCUGAUUUUUCAGACAAUAGUCUUUCAGCUUCGGAGCCCGCUGCCCACGCCAAAGUCUUGACACCGAUCAGCGUUCCAUCCUCGGGUAAUCUCAGCCCAUUGAUUAUGCCCCAUCUCGACCCUAAGUGA